Molecule: messenger RNA, 419 nt
Organism: Chiloscyllium plagiosum (whitespotted bambooshark)
Lineage: Eukaryota; Metazoa; Chordata; Chondrichthyes; Orectolobiformes; Hemiscylliidae
Source: RefSeq, a predicted model, not a curated record
GACCAUCCUUCUGCUAUGAGUUUUAUUUUGGGGGUAGGGUGGGACCAUAUUUGUGAAAACCAUACUGAUCGAGGCAAGAAGAAACCACUGAAACAGCCUAAAAAAUCAAAUAAGGCAAUGGAUGAGGAUGAUAUUGCUUUCAAACAGAAACAGAAGGAGGAGCAGAGAAAGCUUGACGAGAUGAAAGCAAAAGCUACAGGCAAAGGACCACUCAGUUCUGGAGGUAUUAAGAAAUCAGGCAAGAAAUAAUGAGGAACACCAGAAUGUCAAAUGUGCUGACGUUGCAUCACUUCUCUAUCUCCAGAGGACAGAAGAUUAAUACGCAUCCCCUUUUAGUGAUCUUCUGUUUACAUUUCUGCCUUACCUGUAAAUUGUAUAUUUGUUUAAAAUGCCAAUAAAUUCUCUUUCCUGUUUUCUAA